GUCAGCAGCAGCGGUAGAGCCGCUGUGCCGUGGUCGCCUGCAGGAGUACAACUAACAACACAGUCACAACUUCGCCGAUAACACUCGCUCUACAUUUACGUCUGGAAUUGGACUUUGGUGUUCGUUUCAGGGACACAAUAAAAUGGCCAUGCUAUAGCUCACAGUGAGGCUCAUUGGGACCAGCUUGGAUCCAGUGGAGUUCCAAAGGUUCCAGUUACCCUCCGGGCUCUGCCAUGGACUUCUUCAAUGACCCCAACCUCUUUGUUGGAGGUUUGGAAGGGCUGGACGAGGAUGGCUUCUCCUCAGCACCAUCACUCGUGGAUGAGCUUAAUCUCACUGCUGACUUUGAGCCCCUCCAAGUGGAGCCUCUAGACCCAGGGAAGCACCAAGACAUGAUCCCACCAGUAACUACCCAACAAGCCAUACCUGCUUACAGUCAGCAGAUAGGUCACUACAUUGGCAUUAAGGUACAGCAUCCUUUGGGGCAGACGUUUUCUGGUCCUGGGGCCACAAGUGGUGACUUAAUUACAGACCAACAUGGCCAGUACCAUAAUGCUGCCAUGAGCCAAGUACCUCAAUCCAAUGGGCUGUUCUGUAACAGUAGCAGUCCAAUGUGGGGCAACCAAGACCAGAAUGGAAAUAUGUACCAUCCAUUAUCUCAACAGCAGCAACAGCUUUGUCAGCAGCAACUGCACAACCAGCAACUUCAUGUCAGACAACAACAAACACAGCAGCAGCAACAACACCACCCGUGUCAUCAACAACAGGAGCAGCAGCACAGAAUGCAGCAGCAGCAGCUGCAACAACAACAGCUGAUGAACCAGCACCAACAAAUUAAUACACAGACUAUGUCCCUGCAGCAACAGCAGUGUCACAAUUUCUCCUUUCAGCAGGGAGGUCAAUCUCAGCGCCAACAGCAAGUUCACCAUACUCAACAGCAGGUUCAGCACCAACUAACUGUAGGAGGACCAAGGUUCCAUUCAAGGGCAAUGCCAAGUAAGUCUUAUUUGGAUAGUCAAAAUGCUGAUCUGAGUGGGACUUGCUUGCAACCGCAGCAGCAGCAGGGUAGCUACCAGUCGACAAGUGGACGACCGGAAGACCCUAACCUGCCCUUUCCCAUGCAUUCGUCAUCUAUGGUUCACUCCCUGUCCUCAUGCUCAGUCAGUUCAGCCACUGCUUACCAAGCUGCUCAGUACCCUGCCUACCCCGGGGAGCCAGAAAUACCCAGUCUCAGUCAGCAGUCAUUGUCUAUGCCCACCACCACCACGGCACCCCUCGCUUCUACAGUGCCUGAGCUAUCAGUGACAGUAUGUCAGUUUCCAUCCACAGCAGUUAUGAGGACCCCAGUUAGCCAGGCAGAGGAAUGUCCUUUCCGGGCCCUUCGUUGCUCUGGUGAAACCCAGGGAAACUGCAAGUCUUCUGAGAUGUUUGGCGCGUCUAUGAACUGCUACCCCAGCAUGUCCAGCCAGCUGCCCUCUGAGCAGCCUCUGAGCUGCAGGGCCAUCAACACUAAUGGAUACCAAUCAUUGGGAGACACUCUUCUGCCAUCAGAGGCUCAGGAUGGAGACUUGGAGGGCCUGGAGCCUCCUGACCUCCUGCCAGACCUACUGCCCCAGCUGGAGGCUGCACUCAGUCAGCAUGAUGAAUCCCACUGUUCCUGGGUUGAUUCCAGACAGGAACGGGGACAUGAGCACAGGAAACCGCCACCUGUUGACUACAAGGAAGAAAAGCCUCGGAAGAACGUUAAUGGUCCUGGUAGCCAGGUACGGGUCCUCAGUCCCCAAAUAAAGAGCAGCUCAUCGUCCUCCUCCUCUUCUUCAUCGUCGUCAUCCUCAUCCAGCUCCUCAUCGGAGAAGAGGACGCCACGGAGGACACAUCAUCAAAUGGAUUCACCUACACAGGACAAGCAGGAGAAAGCCAAUAGGAUAAUUUCAGAGGCAAUUGCUAAGGCCCGGCAGCGUGGGGAGAAGAACAUCCCCAGAGUUAUGAGCCCUGAGAGCUUCCCCAGCUCUUCCUCACAGUACAAGCACCGUAAACGCGAGCACAAAGGAAAUGGCAAGGCACGGCCUAAAGAGAAGAACUGUAGGAAGGCCUGUAUUGUACCGUCCUCCAAGCCCAAGCAGAAGGCCAAGAUUGGGAAAAUUGUUAUCAAGUUUGGGAAGAAGAAAAAGCGAAAGCCUGAGUCUUCAGAGGAGUCGGAUGAUGACCCUCCCACUCGACACACUUCUUCUAAAGAAGACGACUCUAAGAGGCGAUCAGGUCGACAGGUGAAAAGAAAGAAAUACGCUGAAGAGCUGGAGGCCAGGUUGUCAGAUGACGAGGUCAAAGUUCUUGUCAAAGCCAAGAAAACAAAUACUGGAGCAUCCAAGCAGCCUGCUGUUCAACUCUUUGUAGAGAAUCCAAGUGAAGAGGAUGCUGCUGUUGUUGACAAAAUCAUGUCUUCUCGUAUCGUCAAGAAGGAGGUCUCUCCAGGAGUGGUGGUCGAAGGGGAGGAGUUUUUUGUAAAAUACAAAAACUACUCCUACCUACACUGUGAGUGGGCCACAGAGCAGCAGCUGGUGAAGGACAAGAGGAUUCAACAGAAGAAACGUUUCAAGAUGAAACAAGCACAGAGGGCACUCUUCUUCUCACAGAUGGAAGAGGACCCCUUUAACCCUGACUAUGUAGAGGUAGACAGAGUGCUGGAGGUGUCAUAUUGUGAGGACAAAGACACGGGAGAGGAGGUGGUGUACUACCUGGUGAAGUGGUGCUCUCUGCCUUAUGAGGACAGCACCUGGGAGCUGAAGGAUGAUGUAGAUCAGAGCAAGAUUGAAGAGUUUGAGCAGCUGCAGGCAGUCAAGCCAGACUCGCGGAGGAUGGAGCGUCCCCCAACAAAUCUGUGGAAGAAGAGGGAACAUUCAAGAGAAUACAGGAAUGGCAACAGCCUCAGGGACUACCAACUCGAGGGGGUCAACUGGCUCCUCUUCAACUGGUACAACAGACGAAACUGCAUCCUGGCAGACGAGAUGGGCCUGGGAAAGACCAUCCAGUCCAUCACAUUCCUAGAAGAGAUCUAUCGUGUGGGCAUUAAAGGGCCAUUCCUCAUUAUUGCGCCACUCUCCACCAUUGCUAACUGGGAGCGCGAGUUCCGUACUUGGACCCAUCUCAAUGUCAUUGUCUACCAUGGAAGCAUGAUCAGCAGGCAGAUGCUCCAACAGUAUGAGAUGUAUUUCAGAGAUGCACAGGGCCGUGUGAUGCGAGGUGCCUACAAGUUCCAAGCCGUUAUCACAACGUUUGAGAUGAUCCUGGGAGGCUGUCCCGAACUCAACGCCAUAGAGUGGCGCUGUGUUAUCAUCGAUGAGGCUCACCGCCUCAAGAACAAGAACUGCAAGCUGCUAGAGGGCUUUAAGCUCAUGAACCUGGAGCACAAGGUCCUGCUGACAGGUACUCCUCUUCAGAACACAGUGGAGGAGCUCUUCAGCCUGCUCCACUUCCUGGAGCCAGCACGCUUCCCCUCAGAAAUCACCUUCAUGCAGGAGUUUGGAGACCUCAAGACUGAGGAGCAGGUACAGAAGCUUCAGGGGAUCCUAAAGCCCAUGAUGCUGCGUCGGUUAAAGGAGGACGUGGAGAAGAAGUUGGCUCCUAAAGAGGAAACUAUCAUCGAGGUUGAGCUCACCAACAUUCAAAAGAAGUAUUACCGUGCCAUCCUAGAGAAGAACUUCUCUUUCCUGGCUAAAGGAGCUGGUCAGGCAAAUAUGCCCAACCUGGUCAACACCAUGAUGGAGCUGAGAAAGUGCUGCAACCACCCCUACCUCAUCAAAGGGGCAGAAGAGAAGAUCCUAGAGGACUUCAGAGAGGUGUAUAGCCCCACUGCCAUCGACUUUCACUUGCAGGCUAUGGUGCAGUCUGCUGGGAAGCUGGUCCUUAUUGACAAACUGCUGCCCAAGAUGAAGGCCGGAGGGCAUAGGGUGCUUAUCUUCUCCCAAAUGGUGCGCUGCCUGGACAUCUUGGAAGACUACCUCAUUCAGAGAAGGUACUUGUAUGAGCGAAUAGAUGGACGUGUUCGUGGGAACCUGCGGCAGGCAGCUAUCGACCGCUUCAGUAAGCCCGACUCGGAACGCUUUGUUUUCCUUCUGUGCACAAGAGCUGGUGGCCUGGGAAUCAACCUCACAGCAGCAGACACAUGCAUCAUCUUUGACUCGGACUGGAACCCACAGAACGACCUGCAGGCCCAGGCUCGCUGCCAUCGGAUCGGUCAGAACAAGGCAGUGAAGGUGUACCGUCUGAUCACCAGGAACUCGUACGAGCGAGAGAUGUUUGAUCGCGCCAGCCUCAAGCUGGGCCUGGACAAAGCAGUGCUGCAGAGCAUGAGCGGUCGAGAUAACAGCCUGGGAGGAGGCGCCGGGGGAGGGGCAGUGCAGCAGCAGCAGCUGUCUAAGAAGGAGAUUGAAGAUCUGUUGCGACGUGGUGCAUACGGGGCCAUCAUGGAUGAGGAGGAUGAAGGGGCCAAAUUCUGUGAGGAGGAUAUCGAUCAGAUCCUCCAGCGCAGGACAAAGACCAUCACCAUUGAGUCUGAGGGACGAGGAUCCACCUUUGCUAAGGCCAGUUUUGUGGCGUCUGGAAACCGCACAGACAUCUCCCUGGAUGACCCCAACUUUUGGGACAAAUGGGCCAAAAAAGCUGACAUUGAUAUGGAGAUGGCCAACGGCAGAAACAGCUUGGUGAUCGACACUCCUCGUGUCAGAAAGCAGACAAGGCCGUUCAGUGCCACCAAGGAUGAGUUGGCAGAGCUUUCAGAGGGCAACAGCGACAGUGACGACACCAAACCUAAGCUCAGGCGAAACCACGACCGCCUCAACAGCUACGGACGCACAGAGUGCUUCAGAGUAGAGAAGAACUUGCUUGUUUAUGGGUGGGGUCGUUGGAAGGAUAUUCUCAACCAUGGGCGAUUUAAGAAGCAACUGACAGAGAGGGAUGUGGAGUCCAUCUGCAGGGCCCUGCUGUCUUACUGCCUGGUCCAUUACCGAGGAGAUGACAAAAUUAAAAGCUUCAUGUGGGACCUGAUUGCCCCUACUGAGGACGGACGCACCAAGGAGUUGCAGAAUCACCUGGGUCUGUCUGCUCCAGUCCCUCGGGGCAGAAAGGGUAAGAAAAUGAAGAUCCAGUCCAGCUCUUUUGACAUCCACAAAGCUGAGUGGCUUCGGAAGCACAACCCAGAGCACAUGCUUCAGGAUGACGGCUACAAGAAACACCUCAAACACCACUGCAACAAGGUGCUGCUCAGGGUUAGAAUGCUCUACUACCUGAAACAAGAGAUCAUAGGAAACCAGGCCCAGAGGGUGCUAGACGGCGUGGACUCCAGUGAGAUAAAGAUCUGGGUGCCAGACCCUGACCAUUCGGAGCUGCCAGCCUUGUGGUGGGAUACCAUUUCUGACAAGUGUCUGCUGCUGGGUGUCUAUAAGCAUGGUUAUGAGAAGUACAACACUGUUCGUGCAGAUCCUACCCUGUGCUUCCUAGAGCGUGUGGGACGACCAGAUGAGAAGGCCAUCGCUGCAGAACAGAGAGGCAACGAUUUUAUGGAUGGGGAUGUGGAUGACCCAGAGUACAAGCCUGCUCCAGCCCUGCUGAAGGAUGAUAUGGAGGAUGACGCCUCUUCUCCUGGAGACUUGAUUGUCACUGACAACGCUGGAGAUGCAGUCCCAGCGACAGAAGGCGAAACGUCCUACUGGCCUUCGCCCUCGGUGCUGACAGCCAGACUAAGGCGACUAAUCACAGCCUCUCAACGCUACACCAAGAGCAGGCAGAUCCUCCAGAUCCACCAGACCCAGACUCCCUCUCCUUCGUCCAUGAUACUGUCGGCUCCACUCUGCCCGCUGCCAUCUACACUCAACGAUACGCUCAACCCCAAGAUGGUUGCUAAGAUUGAACGGCAACAAAGGUGGACCAGACGAGAAGAAGCUGACUUCUACCGUGUGGUCUCCACUUUUGGUGUUGUAUUCGACCCAAACCUUGGCCGAUUUGACUGGGCCAAGUUCAGGGCCAUGGCUCGGCUGCACAAGAAGACUGACGAGAGCCUGCAGAAAUACCUGUGUGCUUUUACCGCCAUGUGCCGGAGGGUGUGUCGCCUGCCACCCAAAGAGGGAGACUCUGCAGUGGACCCGUCUCUGACCAUCCAGCCCAUCACAGAGGAGCGAGCAUCUCGUACACUGUACAGAGUAGAGUUGCUUCGUCAAGUGAGGGAACAAGUACUCCGCCAUCAGUUACUCUAUGAGCGCCUGCCGCUGUGCCAGAUGAGCUCUGACUUGCCUGUCUGGUGGGAGGCUGGUACCCAUGACCGUGACCUGCUAAUUGGAGCUGCCAAGCAUGGCGUCAGUCGCACAGAUUACCACAUUCUGAGAGACCCUGAGCUCAGCUUCAUGGCUGCCCAACGCAACUACAGCCAAACAAAAGCAGCACAGCAGCAAUCACAUACACCCAACCUCCUUCUGCACCCUCAGUGCCAGGCCUCUAGCUCAGUAUUGACAGGUUCUCCGCUGCCUCCACCCGCGCCGAGAGAUGCAGAGCCCAGUGAGGUUGUACCUAAAGUGGAACUAGCCUCAGAGGGGGAGGAUGGCCGGGAGAAGCAGGGGGAGAAUUGGAGCCCUCCUCGAGCACCAGCUACUCCCACAGGUUUGGAGGAGAAGCCGUUGUCUGAGAUGAGGGAUAAAGAAAGGCAGAUGGUGGCGGCACGAACCAAACCCCUGACACCCAACUCCUCUGAGCGGAAACCUAAGAAGUCCAGCAAGAGGAGCCGCAGGGAGGCUAGGCGGGGUUCAGAGUCUGACUCAGAUGGCUCUUCCUCAAGCUCUUCAUCACGCUCCUCUUCCUCUUCCUCAUCAUCAUCUUCUUCCUCCUCACAUUCCGGAUCCAGCUCAUCCUCCUCUUCAUCAUCUUGCUCCUCUGGCUCUUCGUCAUCCUCUUCGUCCUCCUCAUCCUCUUCCGAGGACAGUGAAAGUGAGGGAGGGGAAAAGAAGAAGAAAGUGCCGGCACCAACAACUGUAAAGGGCUUUGAUGAGGACAGUGUGGCGUCUCUGAGCACUACACAGGAUGAAACCCAAGACAACCAUGCGGCCGAGAACGGCAUCACUAACAACUCCUCGCAUCCUUUCCAGGGAGGAGGGUACAUGCUCGCUGCAUCCUACUGGCCAAAGGAUCGUGUGAUCAUCAACCGCCUGGACAGCAUCUGCCAGGCAGUGCUGAAGGGCAAGUGGUCAGGAACACGUCGGGUCUACGAGCCUGGAGGUGCAGUGGCCUCCUUCUACACCACCAAGCUGCUGGACAACGCCAACAGCCUGUGCGAGGACCCCUCUUCCUCACCACAGGGGUCAAAGGUGACCAAGCAUGUUGCAGAAAACAAGGAGUUCUCAGUAAAACUCAACGAUGAGGGAGGUCUGAAGUUGACCUUCCAGAAACAAGGUCUACCUCUGAAGAGGCCACUGGAGUCAGAAGAGGGCCCCCAGGCCCAGCAGCAGUACCUAGCACGGCUUCAUGAGCUGCAGAGUGCCUCGGACACAGGCCUGGCAGACAUCACCAAGCCUCAGUGCAGCUUCGAGGCUGUGCCUCCAGGUCUUACCGGUCAGAUGAGGCUUAAUGGAGUACUGGAUGGCCAGCCAGUGGUUAAGAGGCGGAGGGGGAGGAGGAAGAACGUGGAGGGGAUGGACCUGCUCUUCAUGAACAGGAGUAGAGUCCCUGCUGUUCCUGAUCAGGUGCCUCCAGGGUGGGGUGGUAUUGGCCAGGUGGGCAUGGCUGUGGCCCCUGUGCCGGGCUUCAGCCAGAGCUCCAGUCAGGUCCCAGCGGACACUGACAGCAGGGUCCCUGUCAUCAACCUCAAAGAUGGCACCCGGCUUGCUGGGGAUGACGCUCCCAGGAGGAAGGAUCUAGAACAGUGGCUAAUGGAGCACCCUGGCUUUGUGGCAGACACAGGAGCCUUUAUCCCUGGGGUAAAUAAGAUGCAAAUGCAGUUCCACUUCCAGGACGGACGGCCCAAGCAGAAGAGGCACCGCUGCAGGAACCCCAAUAAGAUUGAUGUGAACAGCCUGACGGGAGAGGAAAGGGUCCAGAUCAUCAACAGGAGAAAUGCACGCAAGGUUGGUGGAGCCUUUGCUCCUCCUCUGAAGGAUCUUUGCCGGUUCCUUCAGGAGAAUCCUGAGUAUGGAGUCCCACCUGAAUGGGCUGAUGUUGUCAAACAGUCGGGUUACCUCCCAGAGAGCAUGUUUGACAGGAUCCUGACGGGACCCAUUGUUCCUGAGGAGGUGAGUCGGCGUGGACGCCGACCUAAGAAUCCGCUGGCUAAGGUGGCGGCAGCAGCAGCCGCUGCUGCACCCAAUCCAGCAGCCUCCGCCCUGGGUCUGAACCCCCUGCUGGCCAACGGCCUCCUCUCGGGAAUGGACCUGAGCAGCCUGCAGGCCUUCCAGCAAAACCUCCAGAGCUUACAGUCCCUGCAGCUCACCGCAGGCCUGAUGGGGCUGCCGUCCGACGCUAGCAACCUGGCUGCAAGUAACUUAGCUGCCAUGUUUCCCAUGAUGCUGUCUGGUAUGGCUGGAUUGCCAAACCUAAUUGGCAUGAGCAACUUGCUCGGGAAGCCUGCUCAGGAAGGCACAGCAAGCUCUGAGGAGAAGACAAAGGGAACCAGCAGCGCUGUGACAGGAGAGCUGUCUGCCUCUAAAGCCCCCUCUCACACCUCAGACACCAAAGGAGAAAGGACAGAGGGCUCGAACUCGACUCCUUCCUCCACUUCCAGCUCCACUUCCUCUGCUUCCGCCCCACAAAGUGCUUCAGCUGCCUCUGCAGCCUCCGGUCACCCACUGUCUCUUAACCCCUUGUUACUCUCCAGUAUGCUUUACCCAGGGAUGCUUCUCACUCCAGGCCUUAACCUUCCUGUGUCUGCCACACAGCCGCAGAGCUCAAACAGUGACCCCACCCUACCUCCUGCUCGUCCUCCUCCACCUGCUGUCUCCCAGUCAUCGCAACAGGAGAUAGCUCGGCGAGCAGCAGAAAGGGACGGAGACGAGGAUGACGAGGCAUUAGAAGACGAAGAAGAAGACGACGACGACGACUCCGCAGAACAAAAGGAAAACAGUGGUCCUGAGGGUUCGGGGAAAGCUGAGUCAUCUUCAUCAGAGUCUGGGAGCUCUUCUUCAUCAGAUGAUUCAGACUCCAGUGAUUAGGAAUGAUCCUAUGAAUAUAUAAUUAUAAAUUUAUUUAUGUAUCGCCUAGAAAUGUAAACAUAUAUUCACAUAUAUAUGGAUUUUCCAGCACUUAUGUUGCGAUUUCUUUACAUGUAAAUACAAAACUAACUAAAAUGUUGUGUAAUAAAGACUACAAAAACCUUUAAAAAAAAAACAGGAAAACUGACUUAAAAUGAACUGAAAUAAAAUUUCAGUGUUUGUUCACAAGGUACAGUCUUGUUUUGAGACAUUUUGCAUGUCAGACUUUAGUAGAUUUAUGAACUCUGUGAACUUGUACCACAAUUAUGUACAAUUGCAACAAAAAACGGCAUUAUUGUAAUUAUGUCAGGAUUUAAUUUUAUUAAAAAAGUGAAACUACAUCAACAUGCUCGUUGAGCUGUACUAUUAAUAUAUUUUGAUUGUUGGGGGUCAGGGGAAUGACACUUUGACAAACACUUUGGUUUCUCUUGUAAAUAGUCUGUACUUUUACAGGUCCGUUGACACUUAUGCUUUGCAGAUCAUACGUUGGAUAUGUCAGCAAUAACUUGGGCAGCUAAUGAAUGUCACUGAAGCUGUAGAUUCUAUCUGCCAUGUUCCACCCCAGUGCACAACUCACGCAGCCUCACUUACCAGUCACUUACCUUCAUGUCAUGUUGGGUUUGUUCCUGCAUUAGUUCCCUUACUUUUUAGAAAUCCAAAUUACCUGAAGCUCCCGCUUCAAUAUCGCAUUGAGGGGGAAACCCAGGGAAAAUAUAUAUAUCUUUUUUUUCAUAAAACCCAAAAACUUAAUUCUGUCAAAUGGAUUCUGAUUAAAUUAUCUGUUGUAACAAUUUUAUUUUAAGGUUUCAUUUUUCACAUUAUCUGAUUUUAGAAUCUCAUUUUCACCAUCACCUUACAAACAUGUCACAACAUGUCCCUGGCCGCACUUUAGCUACUCACAGUAGGCGUACACCUUCACUUGCACAUCUGUUGAUUUUGACUACAGCAUCAGAGUCUAAUAAACUCUGCGCUGUGGGGGACAGAACACAACCUUUUACUGUGUGCCAAAAAAACUGCCCUUUGACCCUUUUGAGGUUUUGACUUAGUUUUGUGUUCUCUGUGUAGAAGAAGAAUUCAGGAUUACUGAUAUAGAUAUUCCAACAACAACCUCGGCAUAUUUGACUACAUCUUACCUCAACUGUGCUAGAUGGAUUGGCUUCACUGUGCAGAUGUACAUGUGCAUGGGUGUGUUAUUUUGCUGUCUAUGUACAUAAUGUCCUUGUUACUGCUGGAAUAUGUGUGUCAGAAGCCCUUUUUUUUCUUUUCUUUUUCUCUCUCAACUGAGCUUCCACUGUGUUUUCUUUGGCUGGACUCCUCUCACCUGGUAUCUCCUGCUUCCGUAACUUUCCAGUUUGAAUGUUGUGUAUUAAAUAGGGUGCCUUGCAAGGCUACGACCCGUAGAAAACUGCUACCAUUACAAGUGUUUUUGACUUUCAAACAUGUCACAAGAAAUUUGGAGGAAAUUACAGCCCUUUGGACUUUGUGUUACAUGAGCACCUGUCUACCAAAGUCUUACACAACAUACACGGCACAAGCACAAAAUAGUUCAAAUCCUCUCUAAGAUUGUAGUAAUUGUCAUAGUCUUGAGUAUUACAUUCAACACUGUGCCAAACAAGUUUGCUUCAGGAAGGGCUAAACAAUAGCAGUGUGUGUUGGUGGGAGUUUGCAGCUUGGUUGUGUGUAUUUCACUUUGUCUCGACUCUGUUCUGCUGAUUAAUGGAGCUUCAGCUAGAUGUAGAAGUGCCCUUAUCCUGUACCUCACGCUCUCAUUUGACCGCUGUGUGACAAACUAACCGCUCAGAUUUGUGCUCCACCUCCAUGCCUGUGCAUUCCGUUUGUCGUCCCUGCACAUUUUUCACGUUCAUCUGUAACCAGGAUACACAUAAACACUGGAAUUCAAGCCGAAGUACCUUUUGUAAUUUUCUCUGGCUCUAGGACUGCUGUUACACAGUGGACUGUUAGAUACACAUUUCAAAAUAAUUUCUGAAGUGAGGUUUUUUUUUAAGACUGGGUGAAACUGGUCCCCCACCCCCCCUGCUGAAUUAACUCAGUCUGAUUAGUUCUUAAGUAUUACUGUAGCAUUGUUCUGUAGUGGGUGAAACCAUGAGCAGCCCCACGGUCUGAACACAAAGGCUGAAGACACGUUUUGAUUUCCAAUGUUGCAUUAAAGUGAUUUCCUUGUAUGCCUGUUAUAUAUAUAGACCUCAUCAUGGGUUUUGCUUACAAUGCAAUUGCUUUUUUCUUUUUUUUCUUUUUUUUUUUAUUACUAACAUUACAGUAUUUUUCUAUGUCUGAGCAAUGAACUUAUACAUGCCACUGUCAUUUUGUAUAUCUGCACCUCUGCUCUCUUUAAACUCGUAGUGCCCUUAUGCAAACACCCAGCCAUUGCUUCUUCUGCAGUAGGUGAUUGGUCUAACGACUUUCAUUCAUUCGUUCGUUUUUUUUGUUACCCCACAGUGAUGGAACGAUGACUGUGUUAAACCUCUUUAGGCCACAUAUGGAGAAAAAAAAAUGGUAGACUAAAGAUUGGACUUUUUGGUUGUCUUUAAUUUUAUUUCCGAGGUUGUACUGUACAAGGACUCCCACAGCACUGUUGCUGCUAGAGAGGCAGUGUUGAAUCUACGUUAAACACAAGUAAACAAUGACCAAUAUGCAAGAGGAAUGACAAAACACACUACUGCUGUACAAUGAGGUUUACUUUCCGUUUUCAUACAUGUUAUCUCUGAGAUGACAAAACGAGCAUCAUUGGUUCUGUAUCUUGAUUUUCAAGCUUGAUAAUAUCCUAAAUAUCACCCUGGUCAGUCUCUUUUCUUCUUUUUUCUUCUUCAUUGGACAGUUGUAAUAUUUGCAAGUUGUGGUCUGUGUAGUAAAAAUAAUUCUUUAGUAGUGCAGGAAAAUGCGUCUUAAAAGUCAUUUGUAAUUUAUUGGAUUACUUUCUAUGAAGUUCUAUAGAGGAAAUUGAGGUUUAAUUAUUUUUAUUAAACAUAUUCUUCUGACUAUCAA
Molecule: messenger RNA, 12227 nt
Organism: Etheostoma spectabile (orangethroat darter)
Lineage: Eukaryota; Metazoa; Chordata; Actinopteri; Perciformes; Percidae
Gene: chd9
Product: chromodomain helicase DNA binding protein 9
Molecular function (GO): protein binding; ATP binding
Source: RefSeq, a predicted model, not a curated record